Molecule: messenger RNA, 2772 nt
Organism: Penicillium canariense
Lineage: Eukaryota; Fungi; Ascomycota; Eurotiomycetes; Eurotiales; Aspergillaceae
Product: F-box domain protein
Exons: 2
Coding region: 1-2772 (923 amino acids)
Molecular function (GO): protein binding
Source: RefSeq, a predicted model, not a curated record
AUGGAGGAGGAGGCCCCGAUCCCUCGAGAGACUGGCGCCUUUGAUCGGCUGCCUCCAAGUGUAAUCGAGCACAUUCUUUACGCCGCCGACGCCAAUAUCUUUGCAUCUCUGGCUUUGCUAAAUCGACAGUGGAGGCGGAUAUCAGAGUCUCCCUCCUUGUACGCCUACCAUUUAUCGCAAUGCCCGUCCUUUACGUGGACGAGAGGGGCAAACCCCGCGCCUGCCGAAACCGACAGCCUGCCAGACCUCAAGCGUCAAUUCCUGGAAGAAAUCAGGCGGAAUGCUUUUGAUGUCUUUCUGCGGCCCCACUGUACUCUGGUUCGAUUGAUUUCAAGCUCAAUGAGCUCGUCCACUGCCUUUCCCCACGGCGAAGUGUUUCGUUUCUCGUUUUCAGCAAAUGGUCAAAUGGUUCUUUGUAUCAGCUCGUCCCGAAUUGUCGUGCUCGAUCUGACCAUAGAACGAGUAACUGUAAAGUACGAAUUGAAAACCCGCCGCCGACCCUUAGGUGCUACCAUUCAGGAUGAUGGCUCCCUUCUGGCCGUCGUAUCCUCCACACACCGGGUCAAUAUCUACCGACUCUCUGAUGAUGAGGCCAAGCAUUUCCAAACGAUCACACUUAAUGAUGCCCCAAGAGACUUGAUAUUCUCACCCACGGGAAGUGUCCUGGCUUUGUCCUUCGAGGGCUGUAUUGAGGUCCAUGCUGUGGGAGACGAGGUUCUGUCCACGGAACGCCGAGCAGCGCGUUGCCCCCGCGUCGAUGCUCUUUCUUUCUCUCUUGAUGGGACCAUGUUGCUUGGAUCGCCGCUUGAUGAUGGACAAGGUGGUAUCGUCACCAUCACAGCUCCCUUUUACACCGACAUUGGGAUCGACGUAUCGCCACAGGAACUACAAAUGCGCAUGUGGACCACACAAAUUCUCUUUCCCGAAACAGCCCCUGGAUUUACUCAUGCUUGCUUGAUAAACGGUCAUGAGGAAGCAGACGAUAGCUGGGUCAUAGGAUAUGACAGUGCUCUCGGGGCUUUUCGAGCAAUCAAAGUCGACAACAUUAAUGCCGGUGGGGUAUACUUUGCCAGCCCAUUCUUGGCAGAUGAAUUGCGGGAGACGUUGCCGAUCAUGCUUCCAUCUACGGAUAAUGCUGGGGAGCUUCUUGCCCUAGGAUUUCAAAACUCCGAAAUAUGGAUAUAUGGAGUGCCAGGACGUCUUGAUGUUACUCCGCCAGCCGCCGGGGCAGAAGAACCCAAUGACGCUCACCUUUGUGGUAAUCACCACAGCGAGGGACAGUUAGUGCCUCAUGACAACCGAGCCCAACUCGAGAAAAUUAUUGAACAAUCCCAAAAGGCUCUGGUCCGUGGCCGGCGAAUAACUGAUAUGCCUGGAAUCACAUCCGCUCGUUGGGUACGAUGUACCAAUCCAGGAAAGCCAAGACGUCGGCUUGUUGCUGUGGCGCCUGGUGGCGUGCGUCCACAAAUACUCGGCGAAGAAGAUAUCCCCGUGGAUGGUGGGAGGAUACUCAUCCUGGACUUUGAGAGAUCGACUACAAAUGGCAACGAGACCGAGCUUGAUAUUGAAGUAGGAGAGAUCGUGCCAAUGAUGCUCAUGGAACCGGACUCUUCGCUAGACACCGAAGUAGAGUUGGAAAGGCGGCGGACUCGUUUGCAUCGUGGGGAUACCGACCCGACGACACUAACGUCUCUCGUUCAACGACCCUCACGGACGCCUAUUCGAGAAUCUCGCCGAACUGCAAGUCAGAACGCGAUCUCACAUCUGCGCCCCAAUAGCUUAGCCAUUGCGACGUCUCCAGACGAGCCAAAUCGUGGCGAGGUUGUCGACGUCCCGUAUGACAAUACACAGCCCCGUUCUCGCGACACACUUCACCGAGCUGCUACAGCGGCGGCGUCCACGCGAGGCCGUUAUGAUCCGCGAUAUCGCAAUACUCAAGGUCGUCGAAUCCCGCAUGAGAGUGACGCGGAUAACUGGGUGCCACCGCCUCCACCUUACACCCGCGAGCCUGACCAACCUUUGCCGGAGGAUUUGCGGAGAUCUCUUCUUCCAAGCGGGCCUACAGUUCGCCAAACCCGCGUCGAUGAUCCUGUUCAGCCAGUCCUGCGAGCACAGACCACUCGUGUGGCAAGACAGGAAUUUUCGGAUCGUCCACGGCCGCAAUCUGCGCUUCUCCAAAGACUCGGGUCGAUUACUAGCGCUAGAGUUUCCGGAAGAGGUAGAAGAGAUUCCUCCCCUGUCGCUCGAGAAGCUCCUGGUCUGGAGCGAGCCCCUUCAGAUGUACCCCAUGUCCCUCAGUUCCCGCAACAACUUCUUGUCAACAACGACGAUAUGGCGCAGAGCAAUCGUUUGCCAGCUCGCCCAGAUUCCGCAAACGCAGCCAUACCAAUCCCUCCAGUCGCUACCAGCAACCUCCCCUCUCUCCAACCACUCCCCACCCUAGCCUUCCACCCAGUUGAACGCCUAACCCAACAAGAACAAGCCACCCUAGGAGCAACCCUGCUCGGCGAAUCCUAUCUUUCCUACUCCGUCUCUUCCCCCAAUCUCCUCCAUAUCCCACAACCCUACGGCAACGCCUUGGAUCUCACCGAAGAUGAUGACGAGGCGCAGAUCCCUGCAAGACAGCGAUCUUUCCGCCGGCGGGUAUCAACAGAACCAAAUAGCUUGCCGCCGCCUGCGAAUGAGGAGUGGCGGAGGCGCAUUGAGGAUUGGAACGAACAUACUAUUCGGGAGCGAAAGCGGAAACGACGAAAUAAGUGCAUUGUCAUGUAG